Molecule: messenger RNA, 497 nt
Organism: Plasmopara halstedii
Lineage: Eukaryota; Oomycota; Peronosporomycetes; Peronosporales; Peronosporaceae
Exons: 1
Coding region: 172-351 (59 amino acids)
Source: RefSeq, a predicted model, not a curated record
AUCAUCAGUAGGUGUUUUUCAGUCUGUUGACAUUUAAAUGAUGCUAAGAUGGGCCGUUUUUAAUAGUUAGACAUGUGCUAAUGUGCUUAUGUUGAGAAAUUGCCGUACGUUUCAUGAAGUGGUUGCAUGGAAAGGUCUUUUUGAGGAAUCGCAUAGCUUUGUUACUGCAGCAUGAAACGCUUUCAGAUCGAUCGAAAUAUCAUGACGCUGUUGCAACCUUGCGAGCAGAAUAGAAUUGUUUUGCCUCAACGAGAUCGUAUGCGCUACCUUUUGGUAUUCCUUAAGACGUCUGAUUGCAGCAGCUCCUACCGACUUGUAAGCUGUUUUCAAUCAAUUGGCUUUAUAAAAUAGGGACUUCGCGAGCUCUGAAAUUAUGGCACACUCUCGCUAAGUAAGACUUCAUUGUAACCCAGUCUGCAGACACAUCCUCACAAAUCCGGUCAGUGACCGGCAAACAUGCCUUUCUGUCUUGCAUCAUACUGUUUCCCUGGUGAGGC